CAGCGGAAAUGAGGAGUCGCCACUUUUUUUUUUUUCGCGUCAACUUCGAGCCUGAAACUUUUUUCUCCUUUUCCUCCUUGUUUGUGUUCCGCGUGCGGACGAGCCGUGGCACGCGCUCACCAUGAGAGAGAGCGCGCUCUUGGUCCUUUUCUUCUUCUUCUUCUUCUCCUCCUCCUCCUUCUCCUCUUCUUCUUGUUUUCCGUGUAGCUCUCUCUCCCUCUCUCGACCCGCCGCCGCUCACCGACGUCGUUUCGCGUUACUCUAGACGCCUCUCGACACAUUUCCGUUAUGCGAGCUCCAGCUGGUUGGUCGGUUGUCGUGCUGCGGUGGGUGCCCGUCCGAGAUAACGGAGAACCAGUGAUUCUCAGCCGGUCUGGUUACUGCAAUGAAUGGUAACACUAUCCAUCCAGCCAACACCACCACAACAGCAGGAGGAGGCCCCGGCGUGGCAGCGCCCCCGAGAGGCUGGAGCGAGUUCUGCGAGCUGCACGCCAUCGCCACAGCCCGGCAGCUGGCUGGACAUUACCGGAGCUUUGCCAGAGAGUGGCCACAGCAUGACGUGCUCCCGCCAGAGACUUUUUCCAAGCAGUUUACCGACCUCUUCCAGAAGCACUUCUGCUGCGAGGUUGACAAAGAUGGCAUUCCGCUCAUACAUAACAGAUGCACUACCUCUACCGGUAGCGCUCCUUCCACAAGUCCAGCGACCCGCCCCCUUCCAUCACAGCCUGUGACUGGUCGAUUGCGGAUCACAUCUUUGUCAGGAGUGCAGGACUAUCGGGAGGCGAGCCGUCAAAGUGGAGGCGCUGCUCUAUUUGCUGUGGUGCCACCAAAAGUGGAGCCGUUGGUCGUGGACCAGGAACAGCCCCUGCAAUGUGCUGCGGGAAACUCCUUGUCGAGAAACACGGGGGUUCUGAGAGGGUCAACUCGUAGUGUCGGCGGCAGGUCACUGCUGAUGCAUAGCCAUGGCAGCGAGGAGAUCUCUGGCACCAAUCGUCGCCGGCUAUCUGACUCCUCAGCCUCCAACCCUGGACACGCUGACGUCACACACUUCUCUGUCAGUCAGAUCCAGCAGACCGUAAGAAGGCUGUUUAAGAAGCGUCCCCUUCCUAGCCCCCCCACAACCCAGGACCUGUCCCCCAACAACCCCCACCCCACCACUACCAACAACAACUCCCCAAAUAAUAGUGGCAGAGUGGGCGGGAUUUACUCCACAAAUGAGGAGGUGUCGUCCUCCUCCUCUUCAUCCCACUCUUCCUCUUGUCUGAUCUCUGAACCCACCCCUCCAGGUGCUUCACAUUGGUCUGUGGCGGGAGUAGCAUCUCACUUCCUGGAUCGUUUACGUUGGUUUCACAGCAGAAGCAUGAGGCCGAGGAGGUCAGAGGUGAGCGGCUGCUGUAAAGAGGGCCAAAUGAGGUACUUAUUGGUGGAGGACACUAUCUCAGACUCUCAGCCCUGCUGGCAACGCUGCCGUCUGCUGGUCAGGAGGAUCAGAGACGCUCAAGGAGGAGGAGUAGGAAGAGGAGGAGGGGAGAGGUACCAGUUGGAGCUCUAUGAUCCUCCAAAGGCGUCCAGCCCCAAGCUGACGACUCAGUGCUCUGAUAUCCAAGAAGUCCGUCGAUGCAACCGACUGGAGAUGCCCGACAACUUAAACACAUUUGUUUUAAAGGUUCAUCGAGGUAGUCUGAUAUUUGAGACCGACAACGACCAGCAGGUCAGCUCCUGGACCACAGAGCUGAAAGAAUGUAUCAGCAACAGGUCGGGCAGCGUGGAUCUGGAGCCCCUCCCCUCCCCAGCUGACAGCUCCGUUCCAGCCAAUCGCAGAGGAAGCUCGGCGUCCGCAGGUCAAAUGCCCCCCGCCUUCACCCUGCCGGAGCAGGUCGUCCAGAAGACGGAUCACUUCCUCUUCUCCUACCCAUGGUUCCACGGGCCCAUCUCUCGCGUCAAGGCCGCCCACCUGGUCCAGAGCUCUGGACCCGAGGGCCACGGCGUCUUUCUGGUACGACAGAGCGAGACGCGCCGGGGAGACUACGUCCUCACGUUCAACUACCAGGGGAAAGCAAAGCACCUGCGCCUCUCGCUGACAGAGUGGGGUCAGUGCAGGGUGCAGCACCUGCGCUUCCCCUCUGUCAUGGACAUGCUCAGCCACUUCCGCCUCUUCCCCAUCCCUCUGGAGUGUGGAGCCGCAGGUGCCGUCACUCUGUCCAGCUUCGUGGUGGCGGGCUCCAGCCCCCCGUCACAGGGUUCGCUCUCAGGCGCCCUCCUGGUCCCGUUCUCCCUCCAUCGCUGGAGCUCUGAGCCCAGCUUGGCUCACUGCAGCCUGGCUCGCAGCUGCGGUCAGCCGGCCUCCUCCUGCUCCACCACCAGCUCCGCCUCCACUCCCAGCUCCGUUUCCCAGCAGGGGACCCACCACCCCGUUCGCGCCAACCCCGGCCCCAACCCUCUCCUGACGACGGCCCCCGCUCCCCUGCGCCGGAGCGAGUCGGUGGGGAGGCGGCCUCUGAUGCGCCACGCCCCCCCGCACACGCCCAUCGUCCCACAGCGGGACUCGGACUACGAGCUGGAGCCCGAGCGGGGUCGCAAGCGGGCGAUAGACAACCAGUACAUGUUGCUGUGAUCUGCUUAGUCGCAGUCCUGCAUCACCUCGGAGAGACAGAAGUCACCUGUGAAGCCCGCACACACACACAAACAAUCACACACACACACACUUAUUUGUCAACCCCCUCCACCAAGCUUCAGCUUCAGCUUCAGGGGGGUGUCAGACAGGAUUUCAGGAGACUCAUGAACUUGAGGGAACAAGUCUGAUAAAUGCAUAGCACUGUGUACGUGGAAACACACACACACACACUCCCUAAGUCUGAGCUGCGUGUGUCUAGCAAUGUCAGACCAACACUGCCUCCCCCCCGAGUGUCCACAGUGAAUGUAUUUUUUGGGAGUUUUAUUACAGUGUUGACGAUGACGAUGAUUAUUCCUGUUGUGUUGAUGUUGAGGGUCAGUGUGAGUGAGGGAGAGCCACAUGUGUAGCUGUCCUCGAGCCCGGAAAACUAGAUUCAAAUACUUCUAUUCAACCUCUGUGGCACUUAACCUCGACCUGCCUGUGGGUGGAUAAAUCAAGUGCUCCUUUAAAAUAUUUAAAAGACAUUUACUCUUGACACAAAGUUCCCAGUGUGGAGCAAACUCCAUUCUUCUUUCUUUUUUUACAAACAAAAAGCGCUCUAUAGGUUAGAGUGUCAUCACACUCGAUAGAUAUUCCUCCUCUUACACAUUAUUAUAUAUAUUGAAGUGCACAUCGCUUUCAGCGCACUUUGGAAACAAUGUGUAUUUUUUUCUAUACACAGAUUUUGUUUUUGUAGAAAAACGUAAAAGUAAAAAGGGGAAAAACUUGGUUAAAGUCAGUCGGGAAACUUUUUUUUUUCUAGGAUCGUGUCGAGCUUCCGCUCCUUCAAACCUUUAGGAUUUCAGCUUCCAUUAGAACCAAAGCUGUGGAACCUCCUGGCUGUGUGUGGUGCUGUCGGUGCGUGUGUGUGUGUGUGUGUGUGAGAUGUGUGAAAGUUGAUCAGCAUGUUGUCGCUGAUCUCAGUGUGGUACAGUAUUCACCUUAGAGCGUGUGCGAAUUUGUGUUUUUUUUUUUACAAAAUCCACUUCAGGUCAUUUCUGCAAUAACACGUGAUACAAAGUCAUCUUUCCUCACAAUUUACUUCAGUGUCACACAAGGUUUUUUUGCUACUAAAUAAAUGCAAUUUUUUUAAAUAUAAAUUUUCACAGUUUUUAAUUAUUAUAUAUGUAUAUACAUGUGUAUAUGUGUUCAUUUAGUAGCACAAAAUUGACAUUGUGACUUCAAACUAAGUCCUUCCACUUCCUAACAUGGUUUUGUGCGUAAGAGAUUAUUGUGUCACCUAAAUGAGACUCAGAGGUGAUUCUAUUUGGACACAAAAAAAUGAAAGGUGUGAAAUUGACAUAAACAUUGAAGGCUUCAUUCCAAGGGGGGGGGGGGGGGUGGUACUCGAUGCACAGACCUUUAAAAGCCAAAGUGCUUGUUUAAAAGUUUCUAGUUUUGUGGAGGUUUGAUAAUCUUUAAGGUUUAUUUUUUAAAGUGGACGAGGCUGAACUCACACAUGUGCCUUAGUGAAUGUUAAGAUUUAUUUUCAAACUCCAUUCCGGGAUUAGUAAUAGUUGUGAUAUUGUCCGACUCUACUUUUUACACUCACAGCAUUAAUUCUUCUUUGUGUCCGUCUGUUUUCUGUCACCUCAGCAGCCGGUAGAACCCCCCCCCCCCCCAGGGAAGGACUGUGGAAAUCAUGUGUUCUGAGCAGCACGUCUGUGUUUCUCAUCAGAGGCUUAAUGAGGAAGGUUUGGUUUCAGCCUGCAAACAUGUGAACGUAUCCAGAUGUGACAUGUCCAGAUGUGACAUGUGACACACAGAGGAUCACAUGUGUCGCUCUUUGUUCUCUUGUUUCUUGGAGUAGAUUUUAUGAGCAGAUCCAUCACUUCUAGUAACUUGUGUCUUCGUUGCUUUAAAGAUAAACAGCACAUCACUCAACUCGGGUGAGAACUUUAUUGUAACAAGCUGAUUAAUAUUGGAAUUUUAUUAUCAAGGCUUUUCUGCAGGGAAGAAAAAAAACUCCAAGCCUAUUUUGAAAGUCAUCUGGUUUCCAGUUAGUUUGUUAGAGGAGACGAGUUUUCAGAUUCUCCUUCCUCUUGUCUAUUAGUUUGAUUUUCUUUGUGGAUGUUAAAGAUCUGCAGGGUGCAGCUAGCGCCUCAACUUCCUGUCUGGACUUAAAUCGCUCAGUGAGGGAGACCCGAACCGAUCUGAACCCAGGUGUGAAUGAAGAGAUCCGUCUGUUGCCUCGUUGUGUCAGUGCUGCUCUGCCUUGAGAAGCCUCAGGAUAUUUUUUCCUAAAACCGAAACCAGAAUCUCAAAGAACCAGAAAUCACAUGUUCAUACAGUAAAUCUAAUUUUCCCAAAGAUGAAAUGUCAAAUCCUCUGACAUUUCCUUUCAGCGACUGAAGCUUGACCUUCAGAAAACAUUGUGUGUUUGUUUCUAACGUUGCUUCAACACUAACUUAAGCAGCUGAUUUUAAAUGCACCCUCAUUGAACCUGUCUGUCACUCUGCCUUCUCUCCAGUCACCUGUUGUGUUCAGAGAAUUGCACGGACGUGGUGUGAUAACUUCUCUUGUUUCUCAAUAACUCCUCUGUACAAUGGUUGUGUUGUGUUCUUUUCAACAUGUUGUUCAUCUGUCAAGUGUUAAAUAAGGGGGCACAAAAACAAAGACGUUUUUUUGGCAAAAGUACGGUUGGUCUUCCUCCGUUUAGACGAGUCGAAAGCAACAGUCACAGUAUUAAGUUUGAAUUCCUUAUUCUUUUAUUUUGAAGGAGGACUGUGCCUUUGCCAGAAAGCAGCUGUUGCCUUUUCCCCUUUUUGUUGUGUGAGAGCUCGUGUACAGUGCAAUAUCUUGAGAGAAGCCCAGUGCUUCAGGUCGUGCUUCAGGUUUGCAGAGAGCGAGCGGAGGCUUCAACGUGGAGGAAUCGUGUGAGAAACGUUUUUAAAGAAGCUCUUAGACCGAAAGAAAACAGCGAAUCAAAGAUCCCGGACAAACCAGCGCUGCAUCACAUGAUCCUCCUGCUUCCUGUUUUUUUUUCAUGGUUCAGAAUCAAGUUAAAAGCUUGAGAUGAUUCCUCGUGUUCUUCAGGUGCCUUUCAUCCUCAACCACACCCCCCACCUGCACCACCAUUUCAAAAUGUCCAUCUGGUGAAUGUGUCCUCAAUACUGUUCAUUCUGUUUGUUAACUUAGCACUGUAAACAUUCCAGUCAGACCCGACGAACCCCCCUCAACAGCCAAUGAAAACCACAACAGCUUUUAAAACCUGUUCAUUGUGUUUGCAUCCCUUAUCAGUUAUAAGCAUCUAAAUUAUAUUAAAAUAUAUAUAUCAACUGUAUAUUUGACUUUUUGUAAAAUAAACCUAACCAAAAAAAAAAA
This is a messenger RNA of Platichthys flesus (European flounder), 5977 nucleotides long. RefSeq names its product SH2B adaptor protein 3 (gene sh2b3). The record is from RefSeq and is a predicted model, not a curated record. Gene Ontology annotation, cellular component: plasma membrane. Gene Ontology annotation, biological process: intracellular signal transduction. Lineage: Eukaryota; Metazoa; Chordata; Actinopteri; Pleuronectiformes; Pleuronectidae. Gene Ontology annotation, molecular function: transmembrane receptor protein tyrosine kinase adaptor activity. Bases 386 to 2614 code for a protein of 742 amino acids. The transcript has 8 exons.